CGGAUCUCUGUGCCUAGUCGCACGUUAAGCGUUCAGCGCAUCGGUUGUCAAAUGCCGCCACGGCACUCGAAUUAUGUCAGAGCCACGGAAUAAUAACAAUAGCGUUGAACAGAGUAACAAGGAUGUCAGGCUGCUGCUGCUGCCAGCAACGGAUAAAGCGGAUACCAAUCCACCGAUGACGAACCUCCCGCCACUGCAGAAGAUUUUCAUUGAUGACCUGACAAAGGCGGGGGACGACGAUAUAGCCCGGCUGAAAAGACAGCGCGUUUGGCGUGUGCCCUGGUUUAUAUUGCUGAUGUGCUUUAUGCAGAUAUCGCUGCAUCUGAUUGCCAAUGAGUGCAUGCAAAGAAGACUGAUCUACAAGCCGGAAUGGAGCCACGAGUACUGGCGCCUCAUCACCUACAUGCUGCUGCAUGCCGAUGCCUGGCACUUGACGCUCAACAUUUGUCUGCAGUGCCUCAUUGGCGUGUGCCUCGAACUGGAGCAGGGUCACGGCCGUCUGGCUGUGGUCUAUUUGGCGGGCGGCCUGGCCGGUGCCCUGGCCAAUGCCUGGCUGCAGCCGCAUCUGCUGCUUUUGGGUGCAUCCGCCGGCGUCUAUGCCAUGCUCCUCAGUCAUGUGCCGCACCUGGUGCUGAACUUUUCGCAUUUGUCGCAUCGCUUUGCCCGCAUUGCCGCGCUGCUGAUCUUGUGCCUCAGCGAUGUGGGCUUCACCACGUUUCACUUUCGCCAGCAUCACAAUCGCAAUCCGCGCAUCAGCUUGGAGGCACAUUUGGGCGGAGGAGUGGCCGGCUUGUUGUGCGGCUUUAUCAUGUAUAGACGUGUUCAGAAAAUGUCCAAUCAAAAAUCAAUUUAUUUGUAGGCUCAAUUAGUUGUAGUCUCUCUGUCUG
Drosophila obscura is the source of this 887-nucleotide messenger RNA. Its product is annotated as protein rhomboid. Lineage: Eukaryota; Metazoa; Arthropoda; Insecta; Diptera; Drosophilidae. Gene Ontology annotation, molecular function: serine-type endopeptidase activity. Gene Ontology annotation, cellular component: membrane. Bases 74 to 859 code for a protein of 261 amino acids. The record is from RefSeq and is a predicted model, not a curated record. The transcript is spliced from 4 exons.